CUUUUCUUCCGAUUUGUUUCGUAGUUCAUUUUUAAAUUUGCGAUAACACACAAAGCAUCUGCACGGCGCGAACAUAACAAAAAAAAUCUAUUCAGUGAACCUAUUUCAUUUAGCCAUGUCAUACUCAACGAAAAAUAUUUAUGCAACACUGCCUCGUACACAGCGCGGUCAACCAAUCGUGCUGGGCGGCGAUCCAAAAGGCAAGAACUUUCUCUACUGCAACGGGAACUCGGUUAUAAUCCGAAAUAUCGAAAAUCCGGCUAUUGCUGAUAUCUACACGGAGCACUCGUGCGCAGUCAAUGUUGCUAAAUAUUCACCGAGCGGUUUUUACAUUGCUUCGGGUGAUCAAUCGGGCAAGGUGCGAAUUUGGGACACAGUGAACAAGGAGCAUAUUCUGAAGAAUGAGUUCCAGCCAAUUAGUGGCCCAAUUAAAGAUAUUGCAUGGUCGGCUGAUAAUCAGCGAAUGGUAAUUGUUGGUGAGGGGCGUGAACGUUUUGGUCAUGUAUUCAUGACUGAAACGGGAACUUCAGUCGGUGAAAUUAGCGGUCAAUCGAAACCGUUGAAUUCAUGUGAUUUCCGUCCGGUACGCCCAUUCCGUAUCGCUACGGGCAGCGAAGACAAUACGAUUGCCAUCUUUGAGGGUCCACCAUUCAAAUUUAAGAUGACCAAAACAGACCAUGGACGUUUCGUACAAGCUGUUCGCUACUCACCAAGCGGCCACUUGCUCGCUUCGGGUGGUUUUGAUGGCAAAGUUUAUUUGUACGAUGGUGCUACGGCCGAACUAGUCGGUGAAGUGGGUAGCCCAGCUCACAAGGGUGGUGUUUAUGCUGUUGCAUGGAAACCAGAUGGAACUCAACUACUUACAUGUUCCGGUGAUAAGACAUGCCGCUUGUGGAAUGUUGAGACGCGUGAACUCAUCUCAGAAUUCAUAAUAGGCACCACAGUUGAGGAUCAACAAGUUUCGUGCUUAUGGCAAGGCGAACACUUAAUCACUGUAUCACUUUCGGGUUUCAUUACCUAUUUGGAUGUAAACAAUCCCGAGAAACCAUUGCGAAUUGUUAAGGGUCACAACAAACCGAUCACCGUGUUGGGACUGAGCGAUGAUCGCAGCACAAUUUACACAGGCAGUCACGAUGGAGCCAUUACCAGCUGGAACUCGGGCAGUGGAACGAAUGAACGUGUGGCUGGCACAGGUCACGGUAAUCAAAUCAACGGAAUUCGCUCAGCAGGUGAUGUCAUUUAUACGUGCGGAAUUGAUGAUUCACUGCGUGAAAUCAGCGUCGAAGGUAACACUUACACCGAUACCGUUGUGAAAUUGAACUGUCAACCCCGAGGUUUAGAUGUGCUUCGUGAGCAAAAUGUCGUCGUUUUGGCAUGCCAACGCGACAUCACUGUUGUGAAAGAUAAGAAGAAGAAAUUCUCACUUCCAAUCAAAUACGAAUCGAGCUGUGUGGCAGCCAAUCCGGAAUCGUUGGAUGUGGCCGUUGGCGGUGAUGAUAGCAAAGUGCAUGUUUACACUUUGACCGACGAUCAAUUGAAUGUCAAGGCUGAGCUGGAUCAUUUGGGCGCAAUCACAGAUGUUGCAUACUCACCAGAUAAUAAAUUCCUUGCUGCCUGCGAUUCAAACCGCAAAGUUAUCGUCUACAGCACCGAAGAGUAUAAGCCGGCUCAUAAGGCUGAAUGGGGCUUCCACAAUGCACGUGUCAACUGUGUUGCAUGGUCACCAAAUUCGAAAAUGCUUGCAAGCGGUUCAUUGGAUACGGCAAUAAUUAUCUGGUCGAUGACAACCCCAUCGAAACAUACGAUCAUCAAAAAUGCUCAUCCUCAAUCGCAAAUCACCGGUUUGGUAUGGUUAGACAACGAAACUCUCAUCUCCACCGGACAAGAUUGUAAUACCAAAAUUUGGCAAAUCGAAUCAAUUUGAAUGCGUAUUUAAGAAAUAACCGCCAAAUUGCAUUUCAUAUUACUGAUUAAAUUGUAUAAUCAUAUUAUCCAAAACAAAAAUGAA
Sitodiplosis mosellana (orange wheat blossom midge) is the source of this 2008-nucleotide messenger RNA. It is a transcript of the gene flr, whose product is annotated as actin-interacting protein 1. Gene Ontology annotation, cellular component: cortical actin cytoskeleton. Gene Ontology annotation, molecular function: actin filament binding. Gene Ontology annotation, biological process: actin filament depolymerization; positive regulation of actin filament depolymerization; sarcomere organization. NCBI's taxonomy places the organism in Eukaryota, Metazoa, Arthropoda, Insecta, Diptera, Cecidomyiidae. The record is from RefSeq and is a predicted model, not a curated record. Bases 116 to 1924 code for a protein of 602 amino acids. The transcript is spliced from 5 exons.